CGGCGCCAAUGGCGACAGCCCGAGGGGCGGUGGAGGCGGACUUUACGAGGAAACAAGAAGACAGGCUCAAGAUGGAGGCGGCGGCGGCCGCUGCGGCCUGACAGGAGCCCCAUGGCACCUGCCCAGCCCCACCUCAGCCCAUCUUGACAAAGUCCUAGGCUCCAUGGAGCCACCACGGGGCCCCCCUGCCAACGGGGCCGAGCCGUCCCGGGCAGUGGGCACCGUCAAAGUGUACCUGCCCAACAAGCAACGCACAGUGGUGACUGUCCGGGAUGGCAUGAGUGUCUACGACUCUCUAGACAAGGCUCUCAAGGUGCGGGGUCUCAAUCAGGAUUGUUGCGUGGUCUACCGGCUCAUCAAAGGGAGAAAGACAGUCACUGCCUGGGACACAGCCAUUGCCCCCCUGGAUGGCGAGGAGCUCAUUGUUGAGGUCCUUGAAGAUGUCCCACUGACUAUGCACAAUUUUGUACGGAAAACAUUCUUCAGCCUGGUGUUCUGUGACUUCUGCCUUAAGUUUCUGUUCCAUGGCUUCCGCUGCCAAACCUGUGGCUACAAGUUCCACCAGCAUUGUUCCUCUAAGGUCCCCACAGUCUGUGUUGACAUGAGUACCAACUGCCGACAGUACUACCACAGUAUCCAGGAUUUGUCUGGAGGCUACAGACAGCAUGAGGCUCCCUCCAACCGUCCUCUGAAUGAGCCACUAACCCCUCAGGGUUCCAGUCUCUCCCCUGGCAGCUCCAGCUCCCAGCACCGAGACCCUGAACACUUCCCCUUUCCUGCCACGGCCAACGCCCCCCUGCAGCGCAUCCGCUCCACAUCUACUCCCAACGUCCAUAUGGUCAGCACCACAACCCCCCUGGACUCCAGUCUCAUCCAGCUCGCUGCCCAGAGUUUCAACGCUGAAGCUGCUGGUAGUAGAGGUGGCAGUGAUGGAGUGCCCCGGGGGAGCCCCAGCCCGGCUAGUGUGUCCUCGGGGAGGAAGUCCCCACAUUCCAAGUCCCCCUCAGAACAGCGAGAGAGGAAGUCCGUGGCUGAUGACAAGAAGAAAGUGAAGAAUCUGGGGUACCGGGACUCGGGCUAUUACUGGGAGGUGCCACCCAGUGAGGUGCAGCUGCUGAAGAGGAUCGGGACGGGCUCGUUUGGCACCGUGUUUCGCGGGCGGUGGCAUGGCGAUGUGGCUGUGAAGGUGCUCAAGGUGGCCCAACCCACAGCUGAGCAGGCCCAGGCCUUCAAGAACGAGAUGCAGGUGCUCAGGAAGACACGUCAUGUCAACAUCUUGCUGUUCAUGGGCUUCAUGACCCGGCCGGGGUUCGCCAUCAUCACACAGUGGUGCGAGGGCUCCAGCCUCUACCACCACCUGCAUGUGGCUGACACACGCUUCGACAUGGUCCAGCUCAUUGAUGUGGCCCGGCAGACUGCCCAGGGCAUGGACCAAUUUGCCACCCACUUCCACCCCCACAGCUACCUCCAUGCCAAGAACAUCAUCCACCGGGAUCUCAAGUCUAACAACAUCUUCCUACAUGAGGGGCUCACAGUGAAGAUCGGCGACUUCGGCCUGGCCACGGUGAAGACAAGAUGGAGCGGGGCUCAGCCCUUGGAGCAGCCCUCAGGCUCUGUGCUGUGGAUGGCGGCUGAGGUGAUUCGUAUGCAGGACCCGAACCCCUACAGCUUCCAGUCGGAUGUCUACGCCUAUGGGGUUGUGCUCUACGAGCUCAUGACCGGCUCCUUGCCUUAUAGCCACAUUGGCAGCCGUGACCAGAUUAUCUUUAUGGUGGGCCGUGGCUAUCUGUCCCCGGACCUCAGCAAAAUCUCCAGCAACUGCCCCAAGGCCAUGCGGCGCCUGCUGUCUGAUUGCCUCAAGUUUCAGCGAGAGGAGCGGCCCCUCUUCCCCCAGAUCCUGGCCACCAUUGAGCUGCUGCAGCGGUCACUCCCCAAGAUUGAGCGGAGUGCCUCCGAACCCUCCUUGCAUCGCACCCAGGCUGAUGAGUUGCCCGCCUGCCUACUCAGCGCAGCCCGCCUUGUGCCUUAGGCCCCGCCCCCAGCCACCAGGGAACCAAUCUCAGCCUUCUACACCAAGGAGCCUUGCUCACCAACCAAUCAAUGUUCCAGCUUUGCCCUGAUACUGCCUCAGGAUUCCCCAUUUCUGCCCUGGGAGAUGAGGGGGGUCCCCAUGUGUUUUCCAAUUUCUCUGGAACUGGGGCGACCCCAAAAGAUUGAGACCACAGCCUCAUCCAUAGUUCAGUUUUCUCUUGACUUUGGGGAUACUUCUAAAUUUGGGAGCUCUUCCAUCUACAAUGGCUGGGAUUUGUAGCAGGGAUUCCACACAGAAACCUCUCUGGAAUUUGUGCCCGAUGUGCCUUCCACUGGAUUUUGGGGUCUCCAGCACCCCAUGUGGAUUUGGGGGGUCCCUUCUGUGUCUCCCAUGUCAUUCAAGGACUUCCCCCUUUCUUCAUCAAGAAGCACAGAAUUCUGCUGG
Messenger RNA from Myotis davidii, 2476 nucleotides. It is a transcript of the gene ARAF, whose product is annotated as A-Raf proto-oncogene, serine/threonine kinase. The record is from RefSeq and is a predicted model, not a curated record. Gene Ontology annotation, cellular component: cytosol; mitochondrion. The transcript is spliced from 16 exons. Lineage: Eukaryota; Metazoa; Chordata; Mammalia; Chiroptera; Vespertilionidae. The coding region runs from base 164 to 2029 and encodes 621 amino acids. Gene Ontology annotation, biological process: signal transduction; protein phosphorylation. Gene Ontology annotation, molecular function: ATP binding; protein kinase activity.